AUGCGCUUUUCCCCGGUCUUAAAGUCCUCGCCUCACUGCCUUCCGAGUCCAGACGGACGGUGGAUUGCAACGCUCCGUCCCUCCAGUGUCGUCAUCAGAGAGGUUGAGUCCCUGAAUGUUUUCCGAAGUAUCAAGCUGUCCACAGCCUUCGCCGGAAAUGUGACCACAUUCGUCUGGUCGCCGUCGUCAGAGAGGAUCUUGCUUGCUUCUGCUCAUGAGAUCCAUGUAUUCUCUGCUGCAGAUGCAAACUUUCAUGCUACCAUCCGCAGCCCUUCUUCAUCAACUGCCAGAUCAACUUUUAUCGACUUUGGAGCUACUGACAGGGAGGCUUGCAUUUGCUCGGCCCAUGGCAUCAAGCUUUCAAUUUUCAAUCUCACAACGUCCAAGGUUGUCGAGAUAAGCAACCCAAAGUUUCACACGACUGUAUCUGCAGCUCGGGGAUUCUCAUUUCGGCGACGCACCCACCACCUUGCAUUGCUUACAAGAACCUCGGGAAGAGAUACCAUCAGUAUUCAUUCCCCGGACUCGAGGGAGGUCCAAAGAUCCUGGAACCCGGAUGUUAUUGAUGCGCAGGGCCUUUCAUGGACCCCGGACGGUAAAUGGUUGGCUGUGUGGGAAUCUGCCUCACAGGGCCACAAGGUUUUGUUUUUCACGCCAGAUGGCCAUAAAUAUAGGGACUGGUGUGGUCCACUUCAGCAUGCAUCAGGCGAGGUGCAGGAUCGAUUGGGUGCGGGUGUGAAGCUCGUGGCCUUCAGCGCGGAUAGUCAGUACAUGGCGAUUGGCGACUUCAGCAGAUGCAUAUCUGUGUUACACACAUCGAUUACAACCCAGCAGUUGCUGCUCCAUCAUCCUACCGUCCUCGAGCCGAAGGAUACGGUCCAGAUUUGGCAGGAGCAAAUUGAUAGCGCCUCGAAAGGAGACGUAGCCACGUUCCCCUUCGUUCAAGCUUCUCAGCCAGUGUCACCGCCAGGCCGAGCCCCAGGCGGUACAUCGGAGCUCAAGUCAGGUCCUCACACAAUCUUAUUCGACUGUUCUGCAGCCCUAGUCGCAGUCAUCCUAGACGACGCGCCAAGCACGCUGUGGAUCUGGGAUGUGUCGGUAGUAGAAUUGCGUGCAGUCCUCAUGUUUCAUUCCGAGAUCUCCAGAGUCGAAUGGCACCCAGUGCAAUCGGAACUUUUGUUCGUCAAAUGCGAAGGGAACAACUACAAUGGCGUCAUAUUCAUUUGGGAUCCUUUAAGCGGUGGCCCCCAAACAAUGGACUUUCGGUCACUGUUGCCGGAUCGCAAGACUGGCGGGAAGUCGUCUGUUUUCUGGCUCAAGUCCAACAGAGAGCCUGCAUCACUGUUCUUUGCAGAUGGCAAAAAUUGUCUACUUGGAUCUCUAGCUGAUACUGACGAAGAAGCACUUCCAUGGCAGGAGCACCAACCAACGCCGUCCAUCAAUAUGAACCAACCCACAGAAUCACCGCUGGACAUCAUGCCCGGUUCCGCUGAAGAAAGCGACGAGAGCAGCGACCUGGGUGUCGGCGAACUCGAUGACACAUUUCAUUUCAAGAAAAAUGGCAUCGAGUAG
Neoarthrinium moseri is the source of this 1572-nucleotide messenger RNA. RefSeq lists its product as uncharacterized. Gene Ontology annotation, cellular component: MWP complex; mitotic spindle; microtubule organizing center. Bases 1 to 1572 code for a protein of 523 amino acids. Gene Ontology annotation, molecular function: protein binding. Lineage: Eukaryota; Fungi; Ascomycota; Sordariomycetes; Amphisphaeriales; Apiosporaceae. Gene Ontology annotation, biological process: microtubule anchoring at mitotic spindle pole body; mitotic sister chromatid segregation; protein localization to mitotic spindle pole body. The transcript is spliced from 3 exons. The record is from RefSeq and is a predicted model, not a curated record.